Messenger RNA from Carica papaya (papaya), 723 nucleotides. RefSeq names its product expansin-A23-like. Gene Ontology annotation, cellular component: extracellular region. Gene Ontology annotation, biological process: plant-type cell wall organization. The record is from RefSeq and is a predicted model, not a curated record. Lineage: Eukaryota; Viridiplantae; Streptophyta; Magnoliopsida; Brassicales; Caricaceae.
AUGUUGUUUGCUAGUUUGAUAAUUGGUGAAAGCAAACUAGAUUCGACAUGGUAUGAUGCUCAUGCAACAUUUUAUGGCGACAUUGGUGGAUCCGAAACAAUGCAAGGAGCUUGUGGGUAUAACGAUCUCCAUCAACAAGGAUAUGGACUAGAGACAACAGCUUUAAGCACUGCACUAUUCAACAAUGGAAAAACUUGUGGAGCUUGUUUUGAGAUCAAGUGCGUAAAUAAUCCUAAAUGGUGCAAACCAAAUGCUAUUAUUAAAGUAACAGCAACAAACUUUUGUCCUCCUAAUUACUCUAAACCCAACGGAAAUUGGUGCAAUCCUCCACUAAAACACUUUGAUUUGUCUUUAAAAAUGUUCCUCGCUCUUGCCGAGUACAAAGCUGGCAUUAUUCCUGUCCAGUAUCGUCGCGUCACGUGCACCAAACAAGGAGGAGUUAAAUUUGAAAUCAAGGGAAACCCAUAUUGGAUUUUAGUAUUAGUUUACAAUGUUGGUGGUGUUGGUGACAUUACUAAUGUCCAAAUUAGGGGCUCUGAAACCAGUUCUUGGAUACCAAUGUCACGCAACUGGGGAGUUAAUUGGCAAACUGGAAAAAAUCUUGUAGGACAAAGUUUGUCGUUCCAAGUUACAACAAGUGAUGGGAAAAUGUUGGAAUUCAAAGAUAUUGCGGCCUCUAAUUGGCAAUUUGGUGCUACUUUUGACGGAAAAAUUAAUUUUUAG